AUGGUGGAGUCUGCAGUGAAAACGGCGAAGAAACUAAUAACGAAAGCACUCGAGAGUGGGCGAGAACCACAGCUAGCUUUCCUUGACUACAGGAACACACCCCAGCAAGGAACACAAAUGUCGCCCGCACAAGCAUUUCUAGGGCGCAGAACGCGAACCACACUACCUACAACGGAGGUCCUCUUGCAGCCGAGAUAUGGGACACCACAAAUAGCAAAGCAAGCACAACAAAGACGAAGUGCCACUUACUACAACAAAAGUGCGAAGCAGCUCAGUGAGCUACAACCAGGACAGACUGUACGAGUACAACCAGUGGCAAGCACGAGCAAAUGGAAGCUCGGGACAAUAACGAGAAAAUGUGGACCACGUUCAUACGAAGUUCGCAGCGAGGGCCAACUUCUCAGACGCAAUCGCGUACAGCUACGUGAAGUCCCUCACCACGAGAAGAAGCACAAUGAACCAAUAUCCAUCUCUCAAAGAUGCAGUCGACCGAACCAACCCCUGUUGGACCACAAUGACCUGCUGGACACAGAAGACAACGCUUGCAACACCCCUCCAACAAUACAAGAGGAGGAUCAGCACCGGCCUACAAGAGAUCGAAGACCGCCCCGCCGUUUCAAGGACUUUCUGUUUCACUAA
This is a messenger RNA of Ornithodoros turicata, 639 nucleotides long. RefSeq lists its product as uncharacterized. The transcript has a single exon. The record is from RefSeq and is a predicted model, not a curated record. NCBI's taxonomy places the organism in Eukaryota, Metazoa, Arthropoda, Arachnida, Ixodida, Argasidae. Bases 1 to 639 code for a protein of 212 amino acids. Gene Ontology annotation, molecular function: nucleic acid binding.